AAACCAAAGACCACCACCACCACGUGUAUCUGAUAAUUCUUUCACGCAAAAACCUCACACAGACACAAAACAAGUGUGGUAGUUGGAACUUUCAUGGAAAAGAUGGAAGGGAUGAUGCAACUACCGUACAACACAACAGUGAAGCUGAUGCUCGGUUCACUCGAACGCAACCUGCUUCCUGACGCCGUCAUCAGAAGACUCACACGCUUGCUUUUGGCCACUCGCCUUCGAUCUUCUUACAAACCUUCUUCUGAACUUCAGCUCUCUGAUCUUCUCCAGUUUGUACAUUCUUUACAAGAGAUGCCUAUUGCUGUUAGUACUGAUAAGGCGAAAUCUCAACAUUAUGAAUUACCAACCUCUUUCUUUAAGCUUGUUCUUGGAAACAAUCUCAAAUACAGUUCUUGUUAUUUCUCUUCUGCCUCGAAGACGCUGGAAGAUGCUGAAGAAGAAAUGUUGAAACUGUAUUGCGAGAGAUCUAAUCUGAAAGAUGGUCAUACGGUUCUUGAUGUUGGAUGUGGUUGGGGUUCGCUGACUUUAUACAUUGCCAAGAAUUACAGUAAUUCUAGGGUUACAGGAAUCUGCAAUUCCACAACUCAAAAAGCUUUUAUCGAGGAGAAAUGCGUGGAGCUGCAGCUGCAAAAUGUGGACAUCGUUGUUGCGGACAUUAGCACAUUUGAAAUGGAAGCUUCUUACGACAAAAUAUUUUCCAUAGAAAUGUUUGAGCAUAUGAAGAACUAUAAAGAUCUUCUAAACAAGAUAUCCAAAUGGAUGAAAGAGGAUGGCCUUUUAUUUGUUCAUCAUUUCUGCCACAAAGCAUUUGCAUACCACUUUGAGGACAAAAAUGAAGAUGAUUGGAUUACGCGAUACUUCUUUACUGGAGGGACUAUGCCUGCAGCAAAUCUGCUUCUUUAUUUCCAAGAUGAUGUUACUGUCGUCAAUCAUUGGCUUGUAAAUGGGAAACACUACGCGCAGACCAGUGAAGAGUGGCUUAAAAGAAUGGAUAAGAACAUGGCUUCCAUCAAGCCAAUUAUGGAAUCAACAUACGGCAAAGAUUCGGCUACUAAAUGGACUGUUUACUGGAGAACAUUUUUCAUAGCUGUAGCAGAACUUUUUGGAUACAAUAAUGGUGAAGAAUGGAUGGUUGUACACUUUCUUUUCAAAAAGAAAUAAAGAAAGUCAAAACCACUCCUCUCUUGAUUUGCGAAUUGAGUCCAGAUUGAGCAAGAGAGAAAGCGAAAGAAACUUUUCAACGAGGCUGCGUGCUUGAAUAAUUCUUGUUUUUAUUGAUAAAUCAGUUUGAUUUGGUUGUCUGCAGACUUUUUUUUUUUGGUCAGAGUGAAGUCUUCUCUAGGAAAAUAGAUAUCAGCAGAGAUCAAUAAUAAAAGACAUUUGUAGUUGAAACAGAACGCGAAUGAAAAAAAAAACAUUUUAGUAUGGUAGAUGAUGCAUGACACAAAAUUGCAAGUAAAAUCAAGAAGAAUCCAUUUUAAUGACUGAGUUGACUCAUGUGG
This is a messenger RNA of Vicia villosa (hairy vetch), 1511 nucleotides long. Its product is annotated as (S)-coclaurine N-methyltransferase-like. Gene Ontology annotation, biological process: lipid biosynthetic process. Bases 94 to 1170 code for a protein of 358 amino acids. Lineage: Eukaryota; Viridiplantae; Streptophyta; Magnoliopsida; Fabales; Fabaceae. The transcript has 8 exons. The record is from RefSeq and is a predicted model, not a curated record.